Molecule: messenger RNA, 4572 nt
Organism: Ylistrum balloti
Lineage: Eukaryota; Metazoa; Mollusca; Bivalvia; Pectinida; Pectinidae
Exons: 1
Coding region: 1-4572 (1523 amino acids)
Biological process (GO): DNA integration
Molecular function (GO): zinc ion binding; nucleic acid binding
Source: RefSeq, a predicted model, not a curated record
AUGGCUGAAGGAAUGGCAACUACGCAGGAACUGAUCGCUCAUGGUAAAGAGUUGAAGUUAGAGGGUGGUGCUUUACUAGAAUUUGUAAGCAAACAGCAGGCGUUGCAACGGCAAGAUAGAGCGGAAAUGAGGGCACAACAACAGGCGGAAGCUGAGGCACAGAGAGAACACGAGAAACAGAUGGAGGAACUCAAGCUGCAAAGAGAAUUAGCCAUUGAGAAGGAAAAGCGAGCGACUGCUGAACGAGAGGAUUCUUUGCUUAAAGAGAGGCUGGAGAUGGAGGAACUCAAGCUGCAAAGAGAAUUAGCCAUUGAGAAGGAAAAGCGAGCGACUGCUGAACGAGAGGAUUCUUUGCUUAAAGAGAGGCUGGAGAUGGAGCAACAGGCUGCCCUGAAGGAGCAUUUAAGGAAGUUAGAGUUAGCAGAAGUUGAAGACAAGAAACCCCUUGGUUCGUAUCAGGCAACGUCGACUUCUACUACGAAGGGUCCAAAGUUACCCCCAUUUGAGGAGGGGAAGGAUAAUAUGGAUGCAUACAUCAGCAGAUUUGAGCGCUAUGCCGUAGCCCAGAAGUGGGAAAAGGCAAAUUGGGGAGCCAAUUUAAGUGCUUUGCUCAAGGGUCGUGCACUUGAUGUGUUUUGCAGACUUCCUGUGGAACGUGCUUUGGACUAUGAUAUGUUGAAGACAGCACUCUUGAAAAGGUUUGAGCUUACCGAGGAAGGUUUUCGUAAGAAGUUUAGAUCUGCUAGACCAGAAGCAGGUGAGACGUUUUCACAGUUUGCCAUCAGACUAGACAGCUAUUUCCAACGGUGGAUUGAGAUGGCUGAGACCACAAGGGACUUCGCUUCAUUAAAGGACCUCAUGAUCAGGGAUCAAUUCUUACAUUGUUGUGGUAAGGAAUUGUCAUUAUUUCUCAAGGAGAGAGUACCACGUAGUCUUAAUGAGAUGUCGAAGUUAGCAGACCAGUUCGCUGAAGCCAGGAACACUACAUCAGGUUUGAUGACUGGGAAGACUGGAAGUAAUAGAGGGGACAGACUUCAUGCUUCUAGUCAGAACAACACAGCCAAAUCUGAUAAAGCUGGGAACAGCAACAAGACUUGCUACGCCUGUGGGAAACAAGGCCAUAUGUCUUACGACUGUAAGAAUAAGAAGACGGGAAACAAGCAGAUAGCAGCUGUCAGUGCUCAGGAUAAGCACAAUUUAUCUGCUCAGAGGCACACACGAUCAUCCCCAAGAGGCAAGGGAUCUGGCACACGUAAGGUGAAAGUUCGUGAGAAGACGGACGGCACUGUGAUGAGUCUCAGUGACUCCUGUGACAGUGAAGGAGUGGUAAGGCGUCGACCCGUUACUAGGGGUUAUGUUGGCGACCAGCUAGUGACAGUUCUUAGAGACAGUGGUAGCGACGGUAUUGUCGUACGGAGAAGCCUUGUAGAGCCGAGCCAGAUGACAGGGAGGACACAGGUGUGUUACUUGGUGGACAAGACUCCUAUAUACGCGCCGGUGGCAAAAGUCUUCGUGGAUACACCUUUCUAUACGGGACAUUGCGAGGCAUGGACACUAGAGACGCCAUUGUAUGACCUUAUUAUAGGGAAUAUCUCCGGAGCUAGAGAACCUAGUGAUCCAGAUCCAGACUGGAGGGUGGAAAGGCAUGUCAUGCAAGCAGUUGAAACCAGGGCACAAAGGCGAGGUAAUGAGGAAACCUACAGACCUAUGAAGGUACCUGCUCCACUUGACGACGAAGUAAGUGUAGAAGAGCUUAAGAGACAACAGCAAAACGAUCCUUCACUAGAGAAGGUUAGGACGUUCGCAGAAAAGGGGGAUGUCUUUGAGAAGAAGCCAGGAAUCUUGUCGUCGUAUUAUGAGCGGAAAGGGAUUUUGUAUAGAAGGUUUAAGAGUGAGAAGUUUGCGGGAGGUAAGGAGUUCAAACAAGUUGUCGUUCCAGAUAAGCUGAGGGUUAGAGUGAUGAAGAUGGCACACGAGUCCAUUUUAGCUGGACAUCUCGGUAUAAGGCGGACGGUACAGAGAGUAUUGACGGAGUUUUUCUGGCCAGGACUUCAGGCUGAUGUAACAAGAUUCUGCAGGUCAUGUGACAUUUGCCAGAGGACGUUUCCAAAGGGCCGGGUACCAAAAGCACCGUUGGGUUCCAUGCCGCUAAUUGACACACCGUUCAAGCGAGUCGCCGUGGACCUAGUGGGACCACUUGACCCUCCAACACAACGAAAGAACAGAUACAUCUUGACAGUCGUAGACUACGCGACGAGGUAUCCGGAAGCUGUACCAUUACCAGGGAUAGAAGCAGAGAGGGUGGCUGAAGCCCUUGUGGAUAUAUUCAGCAGGGUCGGGAUUCCAUCUGAAAUGUUGACGGACCAGGGCGCCCAAUUUACGUCAGCUGUGAUGGAGGAAGUCAGUAGGCUAUUAUCCUUUCGACGCUUAACAACCACACCAUAUCAUCCUAUGUGUAAUGGCCUAGUGGAAAGGUUUAACGGAACGCUCAAGCAGAUGCUACGACGGAUGUGCGCGGAGAGGCCUAGAGACUGGGAUAAAUAUAUAAAUGCACUUCUGUUCGCUUACCGCGAAGUCCCUCAGGAAAGUAUGGGUUUUUCGCCAUUUGAGCUUCUCUAUGGCAGGACCAUCAGAGGACCUAUGAUGAUCCUCAGGGAGUUAUGGACAAAGGAUUUGGAUGACGACGAAGAAGUUAAGACAACAUAUCAGUAUGUCGUCGACCUCAGGGAAAGACUGAAUGAGACUUGUCGGAUUGCCAGUGACAGCCUGAAGAUGUCGAAAGUACAACAACGGAAGUACUACAACAGGAAGGCCAAGUUACGGGACUUGAAGAAGGGUGACAAGGUCUUAGUUUUACUUCCCACAAAGGCGAAUAAGCUACUGAUGCAAUGGCGGGGACCAUUCAUUGUGGAAGGCAAGAAAGGUAGUAUGGACUAUCAGGUGAGAAUGCAAGACGGCAAAGUCAAGACUUUACAUGUCAACCUUCUGAAGAGAUAUGUAGACAGGGACACUUCAGAGAAGGCGAGACGCAAAAGAAAGAAGGAACCAGGUGGUGAUGCUCAAGAGGGAGUUGCCUGUAUAGGAGCUGUUGUCGUUGAAGAAGAUGGCGAUACACCAACGGAGAUGAGACACACUGUGGUAGAAGCGUUUCCGAGACAGGAAAGGAAAGAGACUGUGGGUGAUGUCGUAAUCAACAGUGAUUUACCUUCAAACCAGGAGGUUGAUGUGAAGCGGUUAUUGGAAGAUUUUGAGGAUAUACUUACCGAUGUCCCAGGACGCACAAGUGUUGUCGAACAUGACAUACUUACCACUACCAAGGAUCCUGUAAAAGUCCGACCAUACCCGAUACCAUUCAGCACGAAGGAGACGAUAAAGGAAGAGAUCGACAAGAUGCUCGAGAUUGGUGUAAUAGAACCAUCCUCCUCCCCUUACGCUGCUCCAGUGGUGAUCGUGAAAAAAAAGGACGGGACUAACCGGUUUUGUAUAGAUUUCCGGCAGCUCAACCGCGUCACAGUGUUUGAUUCUGAGCCUAUGCCGAGCACGGAAGACAUGUUUUCCAGACUGGCAGGAUACCACUACUUUUCGAAGUUGGAUUUGACAAAAGGUUAUUGGCAGGUGCCAAUGGCUGAGUCAGCUAAGGAGAAGACGGCCUUUAUUACACCUGUAGGACUUUUCCAAUUUCGGGUUAUGCCAUUUGGAUUGGUAAAUGCUCCGGCUUCAUUUUGUAGGCUCAUGAGGAAGGUUUUGAAAGGAUUACAGAACACCGACAGUUUUGUGGACGAUAUCCUGAUAUACACCCGGACAUUUGAAGAGCAUUUGAUUGUCCUGAAGGAACUUUUUGAGAGAUUGCGAAAGGCGGGUUUGACUGCGCGACCUUCGAAGUGCUUCAUGGGAUUCCGAUCACUGGACUGUUUAGGACAUGUCGUUGGUGAUGAGCGUUUGCAGCCACAACCGCAGAAGAUAAGAGCGAUAGAAGACGCUCCCAGACCUGGAACAAAGACGCAGCUGAGAUCAUUCUUGGGAUUAGUUGGCUUUUACCGGAAGUUUAUCGCAAACUUUGCUGCUAUUGCCGUCCCACUGACAGAGUUGACGAAGAAAGGACUACCCAACAAGUUAGAGUGGGGAGAUCCGCAGGAGAAGGCAUUCUUGACUCUAAAGAAGGCUUUGACUUCGAAACCCAUUUUGAAGCUGCCAGAUCUGCACAAGCAGUUCAUACUAAGGACAGAUGCGUCCGAUUCGGGGUUAGGCGCUAUUCUUUUGCAGAUGGAAGAAGACCAGAAAAUGCCGAUUGCCUAUGCAAGCAGGAAGUUGCUAGCACGCGAACGAGCUUACGCGGUAGUUGAGAAGGAAUGUCUCGCCAUCGUGUGGGCUGUACAGAAGUUUGAACAGUAUUUGUACGGGAAGGAGUUUGUACUCGAGACUGAUCACCAGCCCCUUGUUUAUCUCCAACGUGCUAAGAUCGCAAAUGGACGUUUGAUGAGGUGGGCAUUACUUCUUCAGCCAUAUCGCUUCAGAAUUUCUGCAAUCAAAGGAAAGGACAACAUUGGUGCCGACUAUUGCAGUCGAGUCUAG